GAAAGCGGAGAGGCAGAAGCGGAGAGGCAGCGCAGCCAUGGCGGGGCCGCGGCCGGGCUCCUUCCCGCUGCUGGUGCGCGGGGAUUGGGGCACCGCGGAGCCGCCGGCCGCGCUGCGCAAGAAGCUGCUGCUCUACUUCCAGAGCCCGAAGCGCUCGGGCGGCGGCGAGUGCGAGCUGCGGUGGGAAGCUGGGCGGCUGCUCGUCUGCUUCGCCCAGCCCGACGUGUCGCGGCGGGUGCUGGACCGGCCGGCGCACGAACUCGAGUGGGGGCCCCGCGGGAAGCUGUCGCUGCUCGUCACCGCGCUGCCGGAGGAGGAGGACUCGCGUUCCCCGCAGGAGCCGCCCGCGGAGCCCGAGGCGCCAGCCCGUGACUUUCCCUGUGUGAAACGAAGCGAACUUCACGCCGUGCUAGCUCUGGAGCACGCACACGGAGCUUCGUCUUCUUCACCUACGCAGCGGCUGAGAGUGCGCUGUCGUUUAUCUGCAGCUGACGAACCUGUGCCAUCUGUGCCCACCCCCGCGGAGCAGGACGCCGUCCCGCACCCCCAACCACCGGCCGCAGGUACGGGGCUGUCCCCGCAGCGCCCACCGCCUCAGGAAGCUCCUCCGGAGGUGCACGAGCUAGGUGCCCAAGAAGCCUCGCAAUGGGAGCAUCCAUCAGCUGAGAGACCUGAGCUGGUUGUGAAGCCUGGUGAGAUGGAGACUGCCCCGGAGCCGUGCCAGGUGGAAAACCCUGAAGUAUCCCUUCCUCCCCCCUUAAUGGUGCUUGAAAAUGUACGGGAAAACGUAAGCAGUUAUAUGUUAACCAUGCUGGUGGAGAACAUCAGUGACUUGUCGGAGGAAGAUGGUAACUUCAGUGUGGAAAUGAUACCUGAACUGCGGGCUGCUGUUGUUACUUUUACUGGAAAUGCUGCUACAGCGGACAUCGUUAAGAAGCUAAAUCAAAGCGAAAGAGCAAAGAAGCAAAACUUAACUGCACAUCUCCUUGAGCUCACAAACUGCAUUAGAGCUGAAAAUAUACCACCUAACACACCCAGUGACUAUAUAUCUAUCUACUUUGAGAAUAAGAAGAAUGGAGGUGCGCAAGUGGCAAACGUUUUUCAACAGCACGAGGAAGGUGCAGCUAUCAUUAAGUUCAAGGACCAUCGAGAUGUAAACAAUGUCUUGUCAAAGCAGCACUCACUCAAUGGAACACCGAUAUCUGUCUAUCCUUACUAUGCCUCACUGGGAACAGCUCUAUACGGAAAGGAAGGGCCACAGAUAAAACAACCAGAUCCAGUUACAGUGCCGCUGGAUCCCUAUAUCUGGCGGUUCUUGCAGAGAAAAAAUAGCCUCAUCGAAGCGAUACGUUCUGAUAUGGCAAAUUGUAAUUGUGAGAUAACAUGGCCUAGAGGCAACUGUGCAGAGCCAAAAGUUAUUCUGCAUCCUUCGGCUGCUUUGUCUGAGAGGAAGAGAUCGGUGGCUCAAUUGGUCAGGACAUGGAAUACAGUGGCUUCCACAACAUUUUCAUAUAGCAUAUCAAAGUACAGAGUAGAGAAGCUUAAAGUAAGCGCGGAGGUGUGGAAAGCCAUUAGAACCAGCAUUAACCACAGCGAACUUUUGAUGAUCCCAUUUACUUCCAAGGAUUUACUUCUUGUAGUAGGCCACAAAGACAUUCUGAAGACUGUUGUCCGAGAACUGAAUUUGCUGAUAGAAAAAGUCACCAGAGAAAUUGAGAGAGAAAAGCAAACAACUGAAGAAAUAGUGAUGCUGAGUCCAGGGGAUUUUGCAAUUUUGCAGAGUAUCGGUCUUGAAGAAAGAAUUCGCCUGGAAUUCCCAGCUCUGCAGAUAACUUAUGAUCAUUUUCAGCAGAUAAUUAACCUGUAUGGACUGCGUGAGGAAGUUUAUAAAGUCAAAGGGGAGAUAUUGGUUAAUAUGCAAAAAAUGACAAAGAAAAGCGUUACUCUCCACCCUUUUGUUUUCCAGUUUUUACAACGUAUUGAUAACGAAACUCUGUCACAGAGCCUGUUUUUGUCAAAACAUAUUAGUGCCUUUUAUGAGCUUGGCCCAGAUGCUGUCCUCCUGAAAGGAAAUGAUGACGAAAAUCUCCUAAAAGCAGAAGAAGAGCUAAAGAAGGAACUGGACUACAAAAGCAUUGCUUUAGAAGAUGAGUCCAUUCUCCAGAAGGAGGAAUGGACGGCGCUCACUGAGGAGAACUGCUGCAAUGCAGCUGUAACAGUCAUUCAAAAAGAGGGUGAGAUCAUUGUUGCUGGUUUUUCUCAAGCAGUAGCAAAAGCCUUUGAAGAGCUUUUUAACUUUGUAGAUGAGAACACACAAGUGCAAAAAGUCAUUGGAGGAAAGCCCACCGUAGUCCUAAUGUACAUCAAGGAAGAGAAGACCUCUGUCUUGGAUGACUUAAAGAAUAAAGGCGUGAAAAUUGACUUUAAUAAAGUUAUAUCCUUGAGGGGACCGAGAAGAGAGGUGCUGAAGGGAACUACCCUAAUUGAGCAAAUGCUGUCCGGGCUGCAUUACAAGCGUGUGGUAAUUAAUGAGCCAGGAGCCAGGUCAUAUUUAAAAGAAAGAGUACGCUUUUUUGCUGACAGUGUGAAGAAUGAGUUUAACUGUCUAAUCAGACUCGAAGAGCAGCCAGAAGAGUAUCCGGAAGAGCAACGAGAACACAGUAACGUAGGCAAGUGCUAUACACAGAUGACCGUGCACGGAGUUCUAAUAGCGGUUUAUAAAGCCGACUUGUGCACUCAUCACGUUGAUGUUGUGGUGAAUGCAUCAAACGAAGACCUGAAACACAUUGGUGGCCUCGCUUGGGCACUGCUCCAAGCAGCUGGUCCAGAGCUGCAGGCUGAGUGCGAUGGGGUGGUGAGGAUGAGUGGGAGUCUGCAGGCUGGGGAUGCGGUGAUCACAGGAGCGGGGAAGCUCCCCUGCAAACAGGUCAUCCAUGCUGUUGGGCCCCGGUGGAAGGAGCAGGAUGCAGAAAAGUGUGUGUACUUGUUAAAAAAGACCAUUAAAAAGAGCCUGCAGCUGGCUGAAACAUACAAUCAUCGCUCCAUAGCUUUCCCUUCUGUAAGCGGAGGGAUUUUUGGCUUCCCACUGCACAAGUGUGUAAAUGCAAUUGUGUCAGCCAUCAAGAAAACCCUGGAAGAAUUCAAAAGGGACAGCAGCUUGAAGGAGAUUCAUCUUGUGGAUAUCACAGAGGAUAACGUUCAGGCUUUCAUCAAGGCACUGAAAGAAGUAUUUUCCGAUGAUGUACCUCUUAACAAUCCGGUGCAUCAGACCAGCGUUGUUCGUCAGCCUACCAAAAGGAUAGCUUCUCGAAGUAACAUGAACUUUGCAUUGGUAACAACUGAGGAAGGUCUUAACAUCAUGCUGAAAAAAGGAAACAUUGAAGAUGCCUCAACAGAUGGUGUUGUCAUCAGUGUUGGUGGUGACCUACAGCUUGAGAAAGGACAACUCGCCAAAGCUUUGCUAAGCAAGGCAGGGCCAAGGCUUCAGUCAGACUUAAAUGAUGAAGGCCUAGGAAAAUCACCUGUUGAAGGAUCUGUGUUCACAACAAGAGGUUACAAUCUGAGUUGCUGUUAUGUGUUUCAUGCUGUCACACCAGGAUGGUCACAGGGAAGUGAAUCUGCAGUGAAGAUCUUGGGCAAGAUCGUCACAAAAUGCCUGCAGACCGCUGAGGAACUGUCUUUAAAGUCCAUUACUUUCCCAGCCAUUGGAACAGGCAUCUUAGGGUUCCCAAGUUCCGUUGUUGCUAAAUCGCUGUUUGACAAGGUAUAUGAAUUCAGUAGUAAAAAGAAAACGAAUUCUCUUCGGGAAGUUCACUUUCUGUUGCAUCCAAAAGACGUAAAUAAUAUUCAGGCAUUUUCAAAUGAAUUUGAGAGACGGUGUGGCAAUGAUGUAGAUGAGGCUAGCAAAGGCACGGCUUUCUUUGGUCCCAUUUCAAACCCAGCACGGGAUGUAUAUGAGAUGAGAAUUGGCUCCAUCACGUUCCAGGUGGCCGCUGGUGAUAUUACCAAGGAAACUGGAGAUGUCAUUGUAAACAUAUCAAACCAAGCUUUCAACCUCAAAACAGGUGUCUCUAAAGCAAUUUUGGAAGGCGCUGGGAAAGAGGUUGAAAAUGAAUGUGCUGAACUAGCCUUGCAGCCUAAUGAUGGCUAUAUAACCACUGAAGCAGGAAGCUUGCCAUGCAAAAAAAUAAUCCAUUUUGUUGCCCGAGAUGAUAUCAAAGUGCCAGUCUCCAAAGUGCUUCAGGAAUGUGAAUUACAGCAGUACACCUCUGUUACCUUCCCAGCGAUUGGAACAGGUCAGGCAGGCCGUUUUCCAGAUCUGGUAGCUGAUGAGAUGAUGGAUGCAAUAACUGACUUUGCAAGGAGCAACUCUACUCCGUCUGUGAAAACUAUCAAAAUUGUCAUUUUUCAGCCACAUCUGCUGAAUGUGUUUCAUACGAGCAUGAAAAAAAGAGAAAAUGAUGGUAAAACUAAAUCAAAAUCACUUAUUUCCAGGGUGACAUCAUUCCUGAUCCCUGAGAAACAUCCUCCAAAGGAAAAACGCAAAGCAGUUUUGGAAAGUAAAGUUGAUCAGGCUGUUGUUCAGAUUUGUGGUGAAAGCGAGAAAGAAGUGGAAAAAGCAGAAACCUGGUUGAAAAGCACAAUUCUGAAGGAACAGUUUCAAAAAGAAAUCAACGAUGACGCCAUCUUGGAUUUUGAUGAGGCAGAGAAUGAGGAACUGUGUGACCUACAGAGGAGAUUAAAUAUUGCUCUUUUCUUGGGAGACAACUUUAUUCGAAUUACAGGAUUUAACAAUGAUGUCUGGUUUGCUUUUUCAAGUAUCCAACAAAUGAUCCUCAGGGUAAAAACUGCUAAAUAUGAAGCGAUAAAGGCAGAGCUUUAUCAAAACCUAGUUGAGUGGAAAUAUUCGGAAAAAGAUUCCUAUGUAUCCUUUGACAGUAUGACAAAUAUGUACUUGGAAAGUGCUUUUGUAAGAAAGCAGAAAGAUGUUUCAGUCAUCAUUAACAAGAAAAAGUACAAGGUGGAUACAGAAGGUAGAUAUGCUACAAACGUGGAAGGACAUCGUAUAACACUUAUACGUAUUGAUAAAUCUGCAGAUCUAGAAUCAACAACACUCCCCGAAAAAUGGGACGAUAUGCAAAAUCAGCAACUCAAAAUAGUGGAAUUGAAACCAGAUACAAAAGACUACAGACAAGUAAAGGAAAGGUUUCUGAAUACCUCUCCAUCACUAAAUCUAAAAAUUGAAAAGAUUGAAAGGGUACAGAACCCAUCUUUGUGGAAAGCCUACCAAAUAAAAAAGUGUCAAAUGGAUGACAAAAAUGGCAACAACAGUAAUGAGAAGUUUCUGUUCCAUGGGACAAGUGCAGAGUCAUUAACCUUCAUUAACAACCAUGGAUUUAACCGCAGCUAUGCUGGAAUGCACGCUGCACAGUAUGGAAAUGGAACUUACUUUGCUGUUAAUGCCAGCUAUUCUGCUAAUGACACCUACUCAAAACCGGAUGCAAAUGGGAAGAAGCACAUGUACCUGGCUCGAGUCCUUGUUGGACAGUAUUCCCAGGGGACACAAGGAGCAAUUACUCCAGCAGCAAAAAAUGUUGGCAACACUGUGGAUCUGUUUGACAGUUCAACUGAUAACGUGAACAAUCCGUCCAUGUUUAUCAUAUUUAAUGAUAUUCAAGCUUACCCGGAGUACCUUAUCACUUUCACUAGGCUUGAGGCAGAGUGGCUGGGAAACUGCACCAGGGAAGAUGUGGAGGUGUUAGCUGAUGGGCUGAAUAUGAACCAGCAGUGUGUCCAUGUGGUCAAGAAGGUCAAUGGCAUCUUCGUUUGUAUUGAACGCGGUGGGGCAGCGGCUGGACUCCGGCGUGCGCUGCAAGGCUGUGCCGGGAAGCGCCCCGUGCCGCUCCCCUCGGCUGGGAAGAGAAAGCGAAAGGCAGCGGGGCCGGGACAGAAGCGGAGAGGCAGCGCAGCCAUGGCGGGGCCGCGGCCGGGCUCCUUCCCGCUGUUGGUGCGCGGGGAUUGGGGCACCGCGGAGCCGCCGGCCGCGCUGCGCAAGAAGCUGCUGCUCUACUUCCAGAGCCCGAAGCGCUCGGGCGGCGGCGAGUGCGAGCUGCGGUGGGAAGCUGGGCGGCUGCUCGUCUGCUUCGCCCAGCCCGACGUGAAGCAGCAGGUCCUUGAGAGACAGACUCAUGAGCUGGAUUUGGGAGAAAAGGGGAAAUUUAAGAUCACUGUCACGGAUCUUGAAGCAGCAGCUGAACAGGAAGCAUUUGGGAAACAACUGGUUCCCACAGAGGCUCUGGAUGCCAUGAGAGACCUUCAAAGAAAAGGAGGAGCUUUGCAGAAAAUGGAGAAUGAUUUCCCAAACAGUGAACUCCAGGAGAGAGCUCGCUCCAUGGAGAGGACUGCAGAACAAUCUGCAGAGACUUCACCUUCUGUGGUGCUUGAAAACACUGAAGGAUGCAGUGCAAAAUGCAUACAGAUACUGUUGGAGAAUGUCAGCGGCCUAUCUGCGGAUGAUGACUUCACUGUGGAAAUGAUUCCCGAGUUAAAUGUCGCUGUAGCUACUUUUCAAAAAAGUAUUGAUACUCAAGAACUCAUCAACAAAUGUGCACAAAACAAGAGAGUGAAGAGAUUCAAAAUAACUGCCAGGCUUCUUGAAGUGACUCGCAGCAUCAAGGCUGAAAACAUACCAGAUGACAUUUCCAUUGACUACCUCAGAGUAUAUUUUGAAAGCACACGAAAUGGAGGGGGGCCUGUGUCAGACAUCCAGCUCUUCCCCGUGGAGAACUCGGCCAUCAUCACUUUCUGUGAUCACAAAGAUCUAAGCACUGUCUUGGAAAAGCAGCAUUUACUUGAACAAACACCAGUUUCUGUGCAUCCAUAUUACCACUCCCUGGGAACAGCUCUGUAUGGAGAAGACAGACCAGUUACCAAGAUGCCAGACUCUGUGGUGAUACCACUGGAUCCCUAUGUCUGGCAGUUUUUACGAAGGCAAGCUAGACUGAUUGAAGCCAUAAACCAGGAAAUGGCAAACUGCCAUUGUUAUCUAAAAUGGCCGCAGACAGACUGUUCUCAACCAGAAAUCACACUGUGUCCAUCAUCAUCUAUCUCUGAGCAGAAGGGAACAAUGAUUAAGUUGAUCAAGACCUGGAAGCAAGAUGUUUCCACUGAGUUCUCACGUAUCAUGUUGCGUUACAUAUCUAUAAAGUGUAAAGUAAGUUCAGCAAAGUGGAAAGACGUGAAGAACAGACUGAUGAAAAAUGCUGAUUUGAUCAUCACUGAUAUUUCUGAGGAGAUGGUAGUGAUAGCAGGCAACAGAGCAGCAGUGGACAGUGCAGAGAAAGAAGUGAGGGAAUGCAUGGAAAAAGCCAUGGAGGAAAGUAAAAGGGAAAAACAAAACAUAGAAAUUCCUGUGUCGAUCACCCCAGGGAGGUAUGCAGUUUUGCGUAAUGCUGGGCUAGAAGAGAAUAUUCACAAAGAAUAUCCACACUUAAAGAUCUCUUACGAUGACACAAAAGAGACUGUUCAGUUGUGUGGACUAUCUGCAGAAGUUUAUAAAGUCAAAGCCAACUUACUGGAAAAGGUAUUGAAUAUGCCCUCGACAUCAGUUGAUGUUAAUCACAAUGUUCUCCUGUAUCUACGCUGUGCAAACAGUAAGACCAUGUCAGAGAAGUUAUUUGCUGCGAAAAAAAUUAAUGCUUUUUAUGAGCUUGAGGAUGACACCGUGAUACUAUUUGGAGAGACUCCUAAAGAUCUUUCAGAAGGAGAGAAGCAAUUAAAGGCAAGCCUAGCAUGUAAAAGCAUUGACGUGAAGGACUGUGAAGUCACUAAGAUGAAAGAGUGGAGUCAUCUGCUUGACGCCUUGCGUAAGAAGUACCCUUCUUCCCAGAAAACUGUAGUCAUCCAGGAACCCAUUGGAUAUGGAAACACAGUGACCAUUACUGGCUUUACUGAGACUGUAGAAGAAGUUUGUCAGAACCUUUAUGAUUUUAUAGAUAGAAACACAUGGGUGGAAAGAAAAAUCCCCACUAAGUUGGUGGCAGCAGUGCAGUUUGUAGAGAAGGAAAAAUCUGCUGUUUGUGAUGAACUGAGGAAGAAGGGUGUGACAAUAUGCUUUCAUACCAAGACGCCAUAUAUUUCCCUGAGCGGACCAAGAGCAGAAGUGCCAAAAGCAGCCACUGUGUUAGAAAAAAUUAUCUUAUCCCUCUACUGGAAGGAAGUGUCAAUUGAUAAACCAGGGGCAAAGGAAAUCUUCAUCGACAGGAAAAAUACAUUGAUUUUUGAGGCAAAGCAGAAGUUUAAUUGUCUGAUCAGGCUGAAAGAAGAAGAACAACAGAAGAGUAAAAAUGUUGAUAAAGUGGAAAGAAAGCUCUACUACAAGCUAACCCUAGAAGAUGGCACUGAAUUGCUGGUAUAUAAAGGUAACUUGUGCAAUUACCCAGUUGAUGUUGUGGUGAAUGCAGCAAGUGAAGACCUAAGACACACCGAUGGCUUUGCUUGGGCACUGCUCCAAGCAGCUGGUCCAGAGCUGCAGGCUGAGUGUGAUGAGGUGGUGAGGAUGACUGGGAGUCUGCAGGCUGGGGAUGCGGUGAUCACAGGAGCGGGGAAGCUCCCCUGCAAACAGGUCAUCCAUGCUGUUGGGCCCCAGUGGAAGGAGAAGAAUUCAGGAAAGUGUAUGUACCUGUUAAUGGAGGCCAUUAAAAAGAGCCUGCAGCUGGCUGAAACGUACAAUCAUCGCUCCAUAGCUUUCCCUUCUGUAAGCGGAGGGAUUUUUGGCUUCCCGCCGCACAAGUGUGUAAAUGCAAUUGUGUCAGCCAUCAAGAAAACCCUGGAAGAAUUCAAAAGGGACAGCAGCUUGAAGGAGAUUCAUCUUGUUGCCGUUGAUGAAGAAACAGUUCGGGUUCUGAGAGAGACUGUGCAAAAAGAGUUUACAGCUAAGUCAUCCUCCUCAGUGCUGCAGCAGCAAUGCUCUCCAAAUCACAGGCAGGGGGAGAGCCAGAGGGAGAAGAGAGGAGACGAUCUUUUCAUGGCUACAGGUGGUGAGAACAUGAUUACAACAGCGGAAGGAUUGCGCAUCCAAGUGGAGAAGAAAGACAUUAUAGAUGCAACGACGGACGUUAUCGUCAAUAGCGUUGGCACAGAUUUGAAGUUUGGCGUGGGGCCUCUCUGCCGUGCCUUGCUGAAAGAGGCUGGACCAGAGCUCCAGAUGGAGUUUGACAAGGAGAAAGGACAACAGGUGGCUGGUAACGGAAGUGUGGUCUGCACGAAAGGAUACAUUCUGGAUUGCACGUUCGUGUUUCAUGCUGUGCUUCCUCAGUGGGACAGAGGAAGUGGGCAGGCCCUGAAGACCCUAGAAAACACAGUCCAUAAGUGCUUGAUGAAAGCUGAAGAAUUUGGACUGAAGUCCAUUGCUUUUCCAGCUAUUGGAACUGGAGGAUUUAGUUUUCCUCAUACCGUUGUUUCCAAGUUAAUGUUUGAUGAAGUAUUCAAGUUCAGCAGAUGUCAGUCUCGGAAGACUCUCCAGGAAGUUCAUUUUGUCUUGCACCCGAAUGAUAGACAGAACAUUCAGGCUUUUACCAGUGAACUAAAAUGUAGGGUAACUGGGAAGUACUGUGGUGCAGCACCACAGCCAGACUUCAUCAGCCCCGUUUCAAUUGAAGCAUCGGGAGCUUAUACAAUGAGGAUUGGCUCCGUUACACUCAAAGUAACUAGUGGAGAUAUUACCAAGGAAGACACAGAGGUUAUUGUAAAUAUAGCAAAUCAAACAUUUGAUGCCACAUCAGGGGUUUUCAAAGCUAUUAUGGAUGCUGCUGGUUUCGAUGUAAAAGAAGAAUGUAAUCAAUAUGGUGGACUGCUUCAAAGUGGUUUUAUUACUACAAAGGGUGGUGCACUGUUAUGCAGGAGAAUCAUCCACUUGAUUCACAGUAUGAAUGUGAAGAAUCAGGUCUCCGAAGUGCUUCAUGAGUGUCAGCUAAGGACAUACAAAUCUGUUGCCUUCCCGGCAAUUGGAACAGGUGCUGCACAACAGAGUCCAGCAAAGGUAGCUGAUGAUAUGCUGGAUGCUAUAGUGGAAUUUGUAAGCAGUAGAUCAGUACCGCAUUUGAAAGAAAUCAGAAUAAUCAUCUUCCAGAAACAUAUGCUGAGAGACUUUCUUCAAAGCAUGAAGAAAAGAGAAGAUCCAGGUCUGUUUGAACCACCACAAUCACGGAUGUCUACGCCAAAAUCAUGUUUUUGGGGACCAAAAAAAUCCAUCGAGAAGAAAAAGCUCCUGGCUUUGGAGAAGAAAGUCGAUACGGUUACAUUUCAAAUUUGUGGAGAAAGCCAAAAAAAUGUGGAUGCAACUGAGUCCUGGAUAAUAGAUGUGAUCUUAAAGGAACAGCUUGAAAACAGGAUUGUAGAUGACGUAAUUGAAAAUUUUGAUGAGAGACAAACUGAGGCUUUGGCAGAUCUCCAGAGAGGAAAACACGUUACCAUUAAGCUUGAGAAGAACCACUCUCCACCUUGCAUUACAAUUUCUGGUAUUAACAGGGAUGUCUGCUCUGUUUUUGUGGAAGUUCAAAAAAUGAUCCAAAAAAAAAAGGCUGCUCAAGAAGAACAAAACAAGGCAGAACUUAUUUAUAAGCUGGUAGGAUGGAAGUAUCAAAAAAGUGAUGAUAGCUUUGUUGCUUUUGAUAAACUGACAAAUAUGCAGCUGGAAGAUGCCAGAUUAUGUAAAAAACCACAUCUGACUGUCAAAAUUAACAAGACCAUCUACAAAGUGGAUCUGAAUACUCUACAGGCUCAUGAUGACCAAGGAAGAACUAUAAACAUUCAACGUGAGCCAAAGAAUGGAGAUAUGCAGUCAAUAGAGAACCCUGCAAAGUGGGAAGCCAUGCAAGGGGAACAAGUCAAACUGGUGACCCUCGCACGAUCGUGUCAGGAAUAUCUGGAAGUUCAGAAGUUGUUUCAGAAAACCGCUCACAACUUUGUCAUAGAACAGAUUCAAAGAAUACAAAAUCCCUUCCUCUGGCAGUCCUACCAAAUCAAAAAGAAGUCUCUGUGUAUGAAGAACAAAAAUCAAGAUAACGAGAAGCUGCUGUUUCACGGGACAGCGAAAAGCUCUUUAAGCACAAUCAACUACAAUGGAUUUAAUCGUGGUUUUGCUGGAAUGCACGCUGCAAGCAUUGGAAAGGGAACCUACUUUGCCGUUGAUGCAAUCUACUCUGCUGAGGACACUUACUCAAGGCCAGAUAUGAGUGGCAGAAAAUACAUGUACCUGGUCCGGGUCCUCACAGGGGAGUUCUGUGUUGGAAGCAGAGAGCUGGUCGCUGCACCUCCAAAACACUCAGCUGAUCCUACCGACCUGUACGACAGCGUAGUCGAUGAUGUGAAUGCUCCAAAUAUGUUUGUCAUAUUUAAUGACAUUCAGGCAUACCCAGAAUAUCUUAUUACUUUCAGACGAUAGAAUACUCUUCAUAGUCUAAAAAAUGCUGGUGCCUUUUUUAUAUAAAAAUGUAGCAGGGUGCUUCUUGACUGCUGUUUACACUUAGGUCUCUUAAGAGCUUUUUUAAAUCUACCCACGUGUUUAAAUAAGUCUUCAUAGUCACCAAGGCCAGGAUAAGCAAUUAUUUGAGAAUGCACUAUUUUAAUACUCACGUUCCAAAUUCAGUUUUGCAGAGGUGUAGGCAGGAGCUGUGAGAACAGCUAGACUUCUUCCCAAGCAAGGCAGGUGGGAGCUGGGCGGAAGGGGAGCUGCUGUGCCAUACCUAUUGCCAUCUAUGCACACCAUAUGAGGUUUUCAAGAGAAGGGCAGACGUGGCAAUGAAGGGCAUGGUGGGGUUGAGCUGAUGAUUGGACGAGAUGAUCUUAGAGGUCUUUUCCAACCUUCGUGUCUGUACAAUUCUAUGCAUUACGUACAUCCAGCUGCCACCUACAGAGCCAUCGCUCCUGGAGUUUUCAGGGUAGUAAAGAGUGAUGAAUUUCUGCUGGAUGGAAUUGCAACAUGAACCUUUCUGUAGAAGCACCCCUUUGGACAGAUUUAUCUAAAGGGACGCUCUCAAUCAUUAGCGACACCCAUUCUAGGGGCAUAUCAUAGGGAUGCAUUAUACGUACACACUCAAACCAUUCGAAAAUGCUUAAUGUUCUUUAAAGUAAAUACAUUAUGAUAUGCGUAGCCCCGAACUUAUGCAGAUUAUGAACUUAAGGUGAUUAUCUUGCAACUGUCAACCAAAAGCCACGUGUUUUAACUCACAACCAAGAGCCAUGUGGUAAAACACACGUAUGUGUUUUAAUAAAAGUAGUUCCGAAUA
Molecule: messenger RNA, 12287 nt
Organism: Gallus gallus (chicken)
Lineage: Eukaryota; Metazoa; Chordata; Aves; Galliformes; Phasianidae
Gene: PARP14
Product: poly(ADP-ribose) polymerase family member 14
Exons: 35
Coding region: 38-11443 (3801 amino acids)
Biological process (GO): negative regulation of gene expression
Cellular component (GO): cytoplasm; nucleus
Molecular function (GO): NAD+ poly-ADP-ribosyltransferase activity; RNA binding; transcription corepressor activity
Source: RefSeq, a predicted model, not a curated record